AUGGCAACAAAUCAAAGCCCCAUAGGUAAAACUGGUAGCUCUUCAUCGAUCGACUCAGUGAGGAAGGAAGAGCAUAAGAGUUGCUUUUGUGGAAGAAGAGCUCGAGUUUUUACUUCUUGGACAUUGAAAAAUCCGGGAAGACGGUUCUACACUUGUGCCACUCCAAAGGAGAACAAUGGAUGCCACUAUUUCGAGUGGUUUGCAGAAGAGUUUUGCCCCAGAUCUUUGGAUGUCAUUACUCACUUGAAUCAUAGGAGAAUUUAUCUUGAAGAGAAGCUUAAAGUUGUUGAAGAAGAUCUUGCUGAAAGCAUGGAGAAGAAGAAGCUUCUAAAGGUUGAGAGGAAUUUGUUGAUCGAAGCAAGGAUGAAAUUGGAAGCUGAGAAAAAUAGGAUGAAAAAGCAGAUGAAAUUGUGUGUGGUUGUUGUAUUGAUUGUAGUGUUGAUUGUUUCUAAGUAG
Molecule: messenger RNA, 456 nt
Organism: Daucus carota subsp. sativus
Lineage: Eukaryota; Viridiplantae; Streptophyta; Magnoliopsida; Apiales; Apiaceae
Exons: 2
Coding region: 1-456 (151 amino acids)
Molecular function (GO): zinc ion binding
Source: RefSeq, a predicted model, not a curated record